This is a messenger RNA of Dictyostelium discoideum AX4, 427 nucleotides long. It is a transcript of the gene txnl4a, whose product is annotated as thioredoxin-like U5 small nuclear ribonucleoprotein. Gene Ontology annotation, cellular component: U4/U6 x U5 tri-snRNP complex; nucleus. The transcript has 3 exons. NCBI's taxonomy places the organism in Eukaryota, Evosea, Eumycetozoa, Dictyosteliales, Dictyosteliaceae. The annotation marks the transcript as partial. Gene Ontology annotation, biological process: mRNA splicing, via spliceosome. The record is from RefSeq and is a predicted model, not a curated record.
UUGUCAUAUUUAUUAACACAUCUUCCAAAUGGGUGGGCUAUUGAUCAAGCAAUUGUCCACUGAAGAAGAUAGAGUUGUAGUUAUACGUUUUGGCCAUGAUUAUAAUCCGGAAUGUAUGAAACAAGAUGAUAUUUUAGCAUCAAUUGCAGAGAAAGUUAAAAAUAUGGCUGUAAUUUAUGUGGUUGAUAUUACAGAAGUCCCAGAUUUAAAUUCAAUGUAUGAGUUAUAUGACGAUUGCCCAACUAUGUUUUUUUAUAGAAAUAAACAUAUUAUGGUCGAUUUAGGUACUGGUAAUAAUAAUAAAAUUAAUUGGGCACUAACAAAUAAACAAGAUAUGAUUGAUAUCAUUGAGACUGUUUAUAAAGGUGCUAGAAAAGGAAAAGGUCUUGUUAAUUCCCCAAGAGAUUUUUCACCCCAAUAUAAAUUU